Messenger RNA from Anastrepha ludens (Mexican fruit fly), 6011 nucleotides. RefSeq names its product potassium voltage-gated channel protein Shab (gene Shab). Gene Ontology annotation, cellular component: voltage-gated potassium channel complex; membrane. NCBI's taxonomy places the organism in Eukaryota, Metazoa, Arthropoda, Insecta, Diptera, Tephritidae. Gene Ontology annotation, molecular function: delayed rectifier potassium channel activity; protein binding. The transcript is spliced from 11 exons. Gene Ontology annotation, biological process: protein homooligomerization; potassium ion transmembrane transport. The record is from RefSeq and is a predicted model, not a curated record. The coding region runs from base 502 to 5364 and encodes 1620 amino acids.
UUGCAGGACAAAGCAUCGGAUAGCAUAUACACAGAUUCAACUGUAAACAUACACCCACAUACAUAAAACUCAUCAGAGUGCUAACCGCAUUGAUAAGCUGCCAAAACUUAUACGUUCGUUGUGAUAAAUAAUUUUGAAAAAUGUGAAAUCGAUUAGUAGCUGACUGUCGAUGAGUUGAUCGAGCGAACAUUUGCGAGCUAAGGGAACUCAAUAAGCUGUGAUUAAAAUAAAAAAAGACAUGAGGAGAAACCGCUACGCUAUACAAACAUACAACAUUGAAGUGAAUAGUAUAGAUGUUAUUGACGUUAAACGUGGAUGCUUAAGUAGUGGAAGCGCUUGUAAAUUGAGAUUUUAAAGCCAACUAUAUUUUAUGAGGAGAAGAAAUAUUUCGUGCUAGAAUUUUAAAGAAUUUGCCUGCAAAUAACAAAAAGGAGAAAUAGUGCUUGCAUGACGUUUGAAGACUGUAAUAACAAAAUUGAUGCAAUGUAGCGUGGCGGACUUAUGGUCGGCGAACGCGAUAGAGACCGUGAAACGGUACGCUGGGAAACGGGUGAUGCAACACCGCCCCAAUUUAAUAAUGGAGGUACGCAAAUGGUUGGACAAUUGCAUGGUGGACAGGCUGCAAGCCAACAACAACAGCAAAAACAGCAACAGCAACAGUCUCAACGCGAUUUACAGCUACAACAGCAACAUUUGCAACUGCAACAGCAACAGCAACAACUAUUGCAACAACAGCAACAGCAUCAACAAACCAGUAAUUGGAUUGAAAACGAAACGCUUGGCCGCAGUCCGGCAGCUGGAGGCACAGGUGCCGUUGGCAGCAUUGGCCACAUCGCUCAGAGUUACGGCAUCGGCAUCGGUGUCGGAAUCGAACACGGGGACAACAACGAUAAUCAGGCCUACUACGAUACAAGCGGUAAUGUCGAUUGGGGCCGAGCGAUGGGAACCGGUGGAGCUAGUUCAUUUGGUUGCGGCACUGGAACUGUCCCAACAACCGGCACUCUUGCUUAUAACAAUGACGCAUCUGCUACUGCUGCUGCUGCUGCCGCUGCCACUGCCAGCCAACGUAAUCUCAACAACAUCGGUGGCGGCAGCAUUGGAAAUCUGGACUACGCUGAUGGUGGUAGUAUUACUGGGGCAUCCGCCACAACCACGCAUACUGCCGGCGGCCCUAUUGGCAAUGGUGGCAUCGGCGGUGGCGGUGCGUUCACUGGCAGUCAAAACAUCGGUGGAAUUGGCGGUGCCAGCACCGGUGCUGGCAGUGCCGGCGCUGUUGGUAAAGAAGUGCGAUACGCUCCAUUCCCAAUACCAUCACCGACGCACUCAAAUCCGACAACUUCCCAUCUGCACGGCAGCAUGGGCACUGGCGCAUUGCAGCGCGUACAUUCCAGAUCCAUGUCCUCCAUACCAGCACCCGAACCCUUUAUGAUAGCGCAAUCGAAACAAAUAAAUAGCCGCGUCUCCAUCAAUGUGGGCGGCGUGAAACAUGAGGUGCUCUGGCGUACACUCGAACGAUUGCCCCACACACGGCUAGGCCGUCUACGCGAAUGCACCACACACGAGGCGAUUAUUGAACUAUGUGAUGAUUAUUCGAUCGCCGACAACGAGUACUUCUUCGACCGACAUCCGAAAAGCUUCAGCUCCAUAUUGAACUUCUAUCGCACCGGUAAGCUACACAUCGUCGACGAGAUGUGCGUACUGGCAUUCAGCGAUGAUCUCGAAUAUUGGGGCGUUGACGAGCUGUAUCUGGAGUCUUGCUGCCAACACAAGUACCAUCAGCGCAAAGAAAAUGUGCACGAGGAAAUGCGCAAAGAGGCUGAGUCGCUGCGUCAACGGGACGAAGAGGAGUUCGGUGAAGGCAAAUGCGCCGAAUACCAGAAGUACUUGUGGGAACUGCUCGAGAAACCAAAUACCAGCUUUGCGGCGAGGGUUAUCGCAGUGAUAUCCAUACUAUUUAUAGUCCUGUCUACCAUAGCCCUGACGUUGAACACCCUACCACAACUACAACACAGUGAGAAUGGUACACCAUCCGAUAAUCCGCAAUUGGCUAUGGUUGAGGCCGUUUGCAUAUCGUGGUUCACCUUAGAGUAUAUACUUAGGUUUAGUGCGUCGCCGGAUAAAUGGAAAUUCUUUAAGGGCGGCCUUAAUAUAAUCGAUCUAUUGGCAAUACUCCCAUAUUUUGUUUCCCUAUUCCUAUUGGAGACGAAUAAAAAUGCAACGGACCAGUUCCAGGAUGUGCGCCGGGUGGUGCAAGUAUUUCGCAUCAUGCGCAUCCUGCGAAUCCUUAAGCUGGCCCGUCACUCAACGGGCCUGCAGUCGUUAGGCUUUACGCUACGUAAUUCAUAUAAGGAACUCGGUCUACUAAUGCUGUUCCUGGCCAUGGGCGUUCUCAUAUUUUCUUCGCUGGCAUAUUUUGCCGAAAAGGAUGAAAAGGAUACAAAAUUCGUUUCAAUACCGGAAACAUUUUGGUGGGCGGGUAUUACAAUGACAACUGUUGGCUACGGGGACAUCUAUCCCACUACUGCACUGGGAAAGGUUAUUGGUACUGUGUGUUGCAUAUGCGGUGUUCUGGUAAUCGCUUUGCCUAUUCCCAUCAUCGUUAACAAUUUUGCUGAAUUUUAUAAGAACCAGAUGCGACGCGAGAAGGCGCUCAAGCGGCGUGAGGCACUCGAUCGGGCGAAACGUGAGGGCAGCAUUGUCUCCUUUCAUCAUAUCAAUCUGAAAGAUGCCUUCGCCAAAUCCAUGGAUCUCAUAGAUGUCAUUGUGGAUACAGGGCACAAUCUCUCGCAGACUGAUGGAAAUAGCACCGAAGAUGGCGAGUCGACCAGUGGCGGUGGCCGCAAUCCGGCUACCACCGGCGCCGGCUGCUACCGGAACUACGAUCAUAUGGCCAAUUUGAGGAGUUCGAAUAUGACGCAUCACUUUCGUCCAUCUGUACCUGAUCAGGAAUCAGUUCCUCCUUAUAGUUAUGUCGAUACUCCGAAUGCCCACCUAACGUCCAUGACGGCCAUGGAGAGUUACAAGCGUGAACAGCAACAGCGACAGUUGCAGCAGCAGUUGCUACGCGAACAACGUGAGAAGCUCGAACAGUUGGCACGGGAGCAAGCGGAUGCGCUACUCACAACAACAUCCGCAGCACCUUUAUUCAGUACAACAGUAGCAGUAACAACAGCAACCGCCAAUACAGUUGUCCUUUCCGCAGCUAAUGGCGGUGCGAAUGUGGCAGGCACAGCCGGUAAUGCGAUUGGUUCGGGCUCCACUUCCGCAACAGCCGCAGCGACAGCGUCUGGCGCGGAUGACACAGCUGCUAACUCUUCGCAGGCGGGUGAUAGCGCGUCGUUGGUGCCAUCCGGCCCGCGGCCAUUGCAAAUGAUGAUAGCACCUGGGGAAGUGGCCGAGCUGCGACGUCAGGUGGCACUCGAGAAUUUGCAAAACCAGAGAAUGGAUAAUCUGGAACAGGAUGUACCUGUGGAGUUUGAAUGCUGCUUCUGCACAACGAAGGACUUCAAGGAGUUCACCGAUGCCGAGGGUGUAAUUUCACUUCCAACGUCGGACUUCCACAAGCCCGUUUGCCUGGAGAUGCGCAUGGCUGCCAAUCAGGCGAGCCGAGAUCUGCGCGCCAAUCAGUUCGGUUUGCUGGCGCCACCUAUACUACAGCCCAGGUCACAGCCACAGUUGGCAGGCGUCAUUGCAGCGGCUACGAGCGAUUCACAUGCCGAAGUCAUAUUUUCGAUUGGCGGUGGUGGUGGCGUGAUGCGCACCCCACACCAUCUGCCCCAUCACACUGCCACUGGCCUCGCGCCAAUUGCAUCGCAAUCGUCAUCCACCUCGUCGUCGUAUGGCACCACUACAUCCACCACCAUAGCGCUGCCACUUGACACGCCAUUUCGUUACCCACCUUUCAUUACCAGCUACAGCAAUAACAAUUUCAAUUAUAACUAUAACAACAACUUCAAUACGACAUCAGUGGGUGCAUGUCCAGGAUUGUCUAUGGCGACUGGUAAUGCAGCAUUGCAAUUGGGAAGCAAUUUUAAUAACAACUUCAAUGUCAAUAUCAACAAUAAUAACAAUGCGGAUCUGGCUAGCGUAGACAGUUCGGAUACGUACGCUAGCUGCCAAACUCAUCCAUUUCACUCUCAAGGUGAUCUCACUGCCGACCUGGCGGACGAAGCAUGUACACUGGACAUCGACAUGGACAACUUGUAUAUAAAUCCGUUGGAAAAGGAGUCGUCGACUUCGACAAGUGGACCCGGUACAACAGGCUAUAUCGUUGGAUUACCCCCAACCGGUGCUACUGGUUUGACAGCCAUAGGAUUAGCGCGUUCGCAGGUAAAGAAAAGCGCAUCCGGCGACACGGCACUACGUAACUUAGCUGCAGGUGGUAUUAGUCCCAUGGACGAGAUUUACCAAAACUUCGAAGUUCAAGAACGCGGAAGUCGCGUUAGUCUUAAUGAGAAUCCAGUGCCAAAACAUCGUAAAACACGAUUCCAAAGUUUUACAUCAAAGCCUACCGGGGCAGAAGUGUCAAACAAACCGCGAGCACGCUUCGAAGAAGCCAAGAUAACACAAGACAGUGUGAGCGGUAGUCACGAAAGCAGUCCUGCAGGCAGCGGAAGCAAGAAGAAGCGCUCGUCCUUUAUGCCCGGUAAAAGUUUAGCCACUGCCACUAAGUUGAUCAACCAGCAUCUGUUCGGAAUACAAAAUGUUGGGCAAAAAGCGAAAUUUGAAAGCAAACAUUCCUCUUCGAUAGAUUCUAUCGAUGCAUCGCCAAAUCUCGAACACCAUCGACGUUCCAAAUCGAUACUUAAAAACAAAUCGGAUAUCUCGAGAGUGCUCGCAGAUCCCGAGAGCGAGCGUCUGCUGGCCGACAAUAUGUCUGGUUCGGGCGUAUCUGAUAAUGGCACCGUCAUGGGCGAAUCUGGCAGCGAUUACUCACCGAAUAAAUUACCUCACUCAAUUUUAGCCAAGUCUAUUUCCCCACCACCAUUACGGCAUCGGAUGCUGAUACAGCAACGCUCUGGCCCCGCGACGCUACAGUCGCGGCCAACAAAAUUCCAAACGCCACGUUAUCCUGAGGAACAAGCGCUGCGCCAUGUCAAGCCGAUACUGGCGCGCGCAGCUGCCACAUCGCAUAUGUCCGGUAAUAAUCGAUACGAUUCAACAAACAGGGACAGCAGUCAAGACUCGGAGACUACAUUCACGUCAAAUGUGAAUAUACGCAGCGAACCUGGUGACGGAGGCGCGGUGAGCAAUGGCGAAGCGGGUGGCUCUAGCGAUGAAAAUCGUUCGCUACUACAACGUGGCAACUCCGAUGAACAAAAUGAUAGGGAAGACGGUGCUGCCGGUGAUACUGAGGCCACGUAGCAACUACUGAAAAAGCCAAAGAGCGAAUAAUAACGCCUACUCUCUGCUCCCUCCGACAGUGACAGUGAUAGUGAAUAAAACGCUUAGCAACCAGCGAAUAAUUAUGCAAAACCAAAGGAAAAUUAUUACAAUUUAUAUUAUAGUAAAACUCAUUCAUAUACAAUACAUACAUACAAACAUACAUGCAUACAUAUAUACAUAAUAUGUAAAAGGAAUGUAUUGAACGGCAGUGAAAAGAAAAGCAAUGAAAUCUAAUAUUUAAUAGGCGUUAAGAAUAUUUAGAUACAUGCAUACAUAAAACAUACAUAUACCAUAUAUACAUAGUUACAUAGAAUUUAGAAGGAUUGCGUGAGGCAAAUCGCUGUACAUAAAUGCAAGUGCAUAGAGGAAGCGUCUGCAAAUAUUAAAAGCAACAAAAAUUCCAAUUAAGUUUACUAAAUUAUUUGCUCUCAGAUAUGAAAAGAACCAUAUUAAAUAUUUGAAAAUGUAAUAAUUCCAUUUUUAUACAACAACUUAGAAUAAAACAAAAAUUUACCGAAAUCGCUUUUUACGUAAUUAUACACACAUCCUUACAUACAUACAUAUAUACAUAUAUUUACAUCCAAUACAGCCAUUCACAUAUACAUAUGUACAUAUUAGCACACAUC